AUGAAUCAACUCAUUCCCGCUUUCUGGGAAGGCACUAUUCUUGAAACGAUUCAGAUCACCACAAAAGAUGCUCAGCACAUUGAAGGACUUACCUCUGCCGUCAAGGUGUUUGUGAAGGUUAGUAAAAGGUUUUUGGCCACAAUGAAAAUGUUAAAACCUCUAAAAAUAUCAACUCAUGAAGAACGCCUGCUUAUAAUAAAUUCGAAGAACAUUACAUUGUUUGUUACAAUGGAUUUGUGUCGAGCACUGCUAGAGAUGCAUGAGAGUGAAGAAGAAGAACCAGUUAUUACAAGACUUCAAAAAAUGGUUUCAUCGCCAUCUUUAAAUUCGUAA
Molecule: messenger RNA, 333 nt
Organism: Dovyalis caffra
Lineage: Eukaryota; Viridiplantae; Streptophyta; Magnoliopsida; Malpighiales; Salicaceae
Source: the annotation of a GenBank genome assembly